AUGGCAUCAGGAACCCACGCCGACGGAGAAAUUGGCCUGUCAUUGGCCUCGAGCCUCCAGGGCCGUGGUCAAGACCAAACUGACCUCUUUCAUCUCUGCGGGAAACUCUACCACAAACGAGGCCGCCCACCGGGAUCGCCAUCACCGACGGUGAGCUUCGAGUUGGGCCCGAAAGAAGCCAUCCAACUCAGCAGCGUGAGCGAGCUUGAUCUUGCACACGUGGGAUCUCAGUUCGGCAUUGCCAGGAGCGUGCCCACGCCGGGCAUCUGCUCGUGUGCGACGAGCCACAAAAGCAAAGCUUCAUGGAUGGCCGCCAAACUAUGA
This is a messenger RNA of Fonsecaea erecta, 324 nucleotides long. RefSeq lists its product as hypothetical. NCBI's taxonomy places the organism in Eukaryota, Fungi, Ascomycota, Eurotiomycetes, Chaetothyriales, Herpotrichiellaceae. The transcript is spliced from 2 exons. Bases 1 to 324 code for a protein of 107 amino acids. The record is from RefSeq and is a predicted model, not a curated record.